Molecule: messenger RNA, 2808 nt
Organism: Aspergillus wentii DTO 134E9
Lineage: Eukaryota; Fungi; Ascomycota; Eurotiomycetes; Eurotiales; Aspergillaceae
Exons: 1
Coding region: 460-2754 (764 amino acids)
Source: RefSeq, a predicted model, not a curated record
UCAUCGCUCUGUUGACGGCCUGUUGGUUGCCGCUGAUCGUCUGUUGCUCUCCAUCUCUUGCCGCCUGGCCUCUUUUUUCCCUCCAUCCCACUUCCAUCACCCCAGCCCCAUCACUAUCACAUCUUCUCCCCGCCCAUAAUCCCUCUUCCGCACCGAAUCCAGGUACGCUCUUCUGUCAAAUUGGCUUCGUUUUCAUUGCUCUAACAUAUUAUCUUCAUUGAUAGACACCUAAGCACUGAGUGCCAGAGAGCCUCAGUGCCGUUCCAAUGCUACCUUGAACAUGCCCAGGCCAUCGCUUUCUUUCAUUUUUCAGAUUCUGCCAUCACGAGUAUUGGCUUUCUAGAAGACAAGAAGGAUUCACAAGAAAACCAGACAUAUCAGCAUAAACAAAGACAAUCGCAUGCCAAUAAUAGCCUACGCCGCCUACGAUAGACAAUACGAACCGAAUAGUCUCCAACAAUGGAUGAUGGCCCUCCCCCUCCUCCUCCCCCUCAUGGAGAAAACCCUCAUACAACCGAGGGGGAAUAUCGCAAGUCAUCAGAUCUCCCCAAAGGAAAUUACGACAUCUUCGUCAUUCCUCCGCACUCCUCCGGCUCGGGAUUCCUUUACCUUCCAUCCUUACAAUGCCAACGCAAUAGUUUCAUUGCUGGCUCUGCGAGCACACUUUUUGUCGUUAUAGUAUGGGCCAAUAUCUCUCCAUUCCUCAAAGCCUGGUAUUCCGCGACUGCCGCUAGCGGUAGUGGUAUGGGCAUCGCUCUCUUGGCGAUAAGUGUGGCCUUGGUUGGAUGGGCCGUCGGUACGUAUCAAGCGGACGGCUUCCCACGAGGGACGCGGAGGCGUCCAGGGUCAGGUAGUUCUGGGUCCGGAGGCUCCGGAGCUGGUGGAGCUGGCACUCAGAACCAAUCUGCGGGGGCAGGUUCAAACCAGUCAAAUGUUCCAAAUAACGGGGGGCAGAAUAGAGGACAGCAGCAAAGCCACGGAGGAAAUUCUGGUGGAGGACCUAAUCCAGGAAGCCAGUAUUCUGGGAACCAACGUGGUGCUGGUGGUCCUCCACCUCAACCAUCCUCUAAUUCGGAUCCUCCACCAAAUUCUGGCCCACCUCCCAACAAUAAGAACACUGGACCGCCCCCCAACACCAAUCAGAAUAAAGAUCGAGAUUGGGAGAGAGAACGUGAAGAAACUAGACGGAAAGAAGAGCUACGAAGGAGGAUGGAUGAGUUGAAACGGAAAAGAGAGGCAGAAGCACGCGAAAAGGAAAGACAAAGAGAGCGUGAGGCCAUGGAGAAAGAGCUGCGGGAGCGCAGAGAACAGCUUGAGAAAGAGAUUGCGGCAGCCAGGGAGGCCGCCGCGAAGGAAGCACGAGACCGAGCGGAGAGAGAGGCAGCAGAGGCCAGAGCCAGAGCCGAACGAGAACGGGCUGAAAGGGAAGCGGCAGAGGCCAAAGCCAGAGCUGACCGGGAAGCAGCAGAAGCCAAGACCAAGGCGGAUAGAGAAGCAGCAGAAGCGAGGGCAAGGGCACGACGAGAGGCAGCCGAGGCGAAGAAAAGAGCGCACAGAGAAGCCGCCGAAGCCAAGGAGAGGCAAGAGAAGGCCGCUGCCGAAGCCAAAGCCAAGGCUGAGAGGGAGGAGGCUGAAGCAAAGGCCAAAGCGGAUAAAGAAGCAGCUGAGAAGGAAGCGGCUGAGAAAGCGGCCGCGAAGAAGGAGGCCGAUGCCAAAUUUGCGGCUCUCAAGGAGGCUGCUGCAAAGAAAUACGCCGAGAAGAAGGCCAAAGAUGCUGAAGAGGCUGCCGCAAAGGAGGCUGCUGCUAAACGAGAGGCUGCAGCUAAAGAGGCAGCGGCUAGAGAAGCAGCGGCUAGAGAAGCGGCCGCCAAGGAGGCCGCAGCUAAAGAAGCAGCAGCUAAAGAGAGGGAGUUUCGAGCAGCCGCAGCCGCAGCUCCCCCCAGAUCUCCUUCACCUAAGAAACCAGCCCCUUCAACGCAAACCAGGACCGACGAGUCUUCCCAGCCCUACGAGCGACCUCGACGACCAUAUGGGGGCGCGGCAUCAGGUACAUCGGGAACCUCAAGGUCCUCGGUCUACUCCGAAUCUUCAUACGCGCCUUCACAGUCAACCGCUCGUACUACGCCCCCGCCCUCCAACCGAGGAACCUACUCAACCAAGGAUCCUGAUAAGAUUGUUAUCCAAGGAGUGUUUGCGUUCAACAAUGUGUACCCUCGAGACCCGGUUGCGCAGCUGGUAUCCGGUCAGGGAAUCGUGACGGACGGAUUGGUGCUUCGCAUCACCACGGAAGGGUUGUUCAUUGACGAUGAUGUUCGCGGUGUCCCACAGAGAGAAUGGGAUGUCAAGGCGUGGACGAUGAAGCUGGCAGAGGUAUGGUGCCCCCAGUACGGAGACCGUCCAAAUCCUGUCAAACCCUCGAACCCUUUCCGUCGCAACACGCCAGGCCCGACGCCGGAAGAGUCGGACGCGUAUCUUGGGAACCUGUUGAAGGUGUGCAAGAAUACGUGCCGGCUGGCGUCACCCGCUGACUUCAGGGGUGUUGAGGGCGAAAAGGCGAGGCUCCAUGUGCUCCGUGCCAGCAUGCGUGACCAGGAAGGCAAGCGAUAUGUCUUCAUUCUGGAUGAAACCGAAGGAUGGAAGGUGGCCAUUGGGCUGCAGCGCCUCCGACGGGGAACGCAAGUCAGAGCUCUGGGGGUGGUUAACUUGCCCCUGGUUGAAUCACAUUCCCUCUUGGAGAAUCUGGGCUAUAUCUAGAUUUCCUAUCCAUUGACUUGAGUCGAUUGUUGAGUGUAUGCUGACGCCUCCCCC